CAAUGGCGUUCAAGGUAAAGUUCAAGUCUUCCCUGUUCAGGAAAGCGAGCGCGGGGGGCAGCGGCGGCGAUGGCGGCGAAGAAGCUACGCCGCCGUCGUCUCCGCCUUCGUCUUCGCGGCCGCCGUUCUUCCUCCUCUGCCGCUGCGGAUUUGGUGGGCUUCACCUCCGUGUUUGUGCUGCCUUGGGCGGUGAUGAGUUUUCCAGGAAAAAUGUUUUGUCCAGUCCCAUUCCGAUGGUUGGAAUUUGGUGCGCGCAUGGUCCAUAAGAAGGUGGCAAAAUCCUCUGGAGAUUGCUUGUUCAUGAGUGCUCAAAACGAAUGUCCACUUUAUAUUGGUCGGAAUGACUCAGCACCGCUCACCAUGCACAACUAUUUGGCACUGCGCAAAAAAUGGUGGCGCCUGCUCGCUGGCAAGAGAACAUACCUCCGACCACCAAAGAGCCACCUUGGACACGAUGGUGCCUUCAAGUGUCCAAAUGCUCGUCCAAGUACAUUAGGAUGUCAGGAACCACUCUUGGCUUUGGUUCACCUAUCUACAGAGAAACACAUCAUCAAGCAAAAGAUCAAGCUUUUGGGCGAGCAAUAUGCUCUUGUCAGACAAGUGCGCAAAGAUGGUAGCAGUUUUUACAGGGCCUUUGUCUUUUCCUUAAUGGAGAAUCUUGGACAAAUGCUAGAAAAGCAAGUUGAGAUCGCUCGGCUGAUGGAACGCGUUGACAUGUCCUUAGAAAAACUCUCCGACCUUGAAUGGGACAAAGCAUACUUCCUAAAUCCUGCGGCAUACUUCUCAAGUGUUGCUAAUGAGUUCGAUGAUUUGGUCAAGUCUGUUGCAGAUGGUCUGCCUGCCGAUGAAUUGUACAAGAGCAGCCUACAAGAAAUCAAGUCAUCAAGGACUCUUUCUUUGCUUAGAUUGCUGACAGAGAUUGAAAUCCGCACACGAGAAGAGGACUACUUGCCAUGUCCCCUUGGAUAUACUGAUGCCCUUGAGUUUUGUGUGAAGAUGGUGCGUCCCAUGGACAUUGAACCUGGUGUAACACAAAUCAAGGCUCUAUCAAACGCACUUGGCGUCCCGUUGCGCAUCGAGGUUGCUGAUUCAAGCUCUCAGUUUGGGGCAGUUCAAGUGACACGAAUAUAUUUCUUCCCUCAAUCAGAGCCUACGGAUCCAAGUGAGUCCUCACCAGGCAAAGCCACAGAAACUCUGGAGCAGCAAACAGAUAGUGUCCCAGUUGAGAGGGCUGGAGAAUGCCCGAGUGGGAAUUUCCUAACGUCCGGUGGCAUACCUCUGGUGUCCUUGCUGUAUAGGCCUGCCCACUAUGACAUUCUUUACCUCAAGUGAAGAGUUUGACUGCAAGUCAUCUUGGUAUAGAUGUGCCUGAUAGAACCUUUUCGAUGACAUGGAAAUAUAAUGAUAGUGUAGUUACUGUAGUACCGAUGGACCAUCCUCUUGGUUGUGCACUGCUGUUGAAACUGCUUGCAAUUCCUUGCAUCUUCUUCAGUUCAGUUGCUGGUAGAUGCUUGACGAGUUAUGAUAUUUUGGGAAAGAAGUAUCGGCAUCGUGCGGAAGUUGAAGGCACUAUUUUUUUUUGUUGCUCCUGCACUCAGAGGGUGUAACUGAACAUGGUAUUUUUUUUUUAAGUCUCUACUAAAGCAUAAUCGUUCAUCAUCCUCACCCCAUGUAGACAUUGCAUCCACAAAAAAAAAAGAAAAGAAAAAUCAAGUGGUUAAUUAAAA
Molecule: messenger RNA, 1727 nt
Organism: Oryza brachyantha (malo sina)
Lineage: Eukaryota; Viridiplantae; Streptophyta; Magnoliopsida; Poales; Poaceae
Product: OVARIAN TUMOR DOMAIN-containing deubiquitinating enzyme 1-like
Exons: 10
Coding region: 70-1332 (420 amino acids)
Biological process (GO): protein K48-linked deubiquitination
Cellular component (GO): nucleus
Molecular function (GO): cysteine-type deubiquitinase activity; ubiquitin binding
Source: RefSeq, a predicted model, not a curated record